AUGGAGGCCUAUUCGCCCCGAACAAGCUACAACACCCUGAUUGUUGAGCCGUCACCCUCACGGCACCGAUCGCGAACGCGUCAAUACGAUAUCUCGGAGCGGAAAGUGACUAGGGCUGUCUCCCGUGCGCGGUCUAUUUCGGUCCAUGGUCGCCGCCGUGGUCGGUCAUCGCCUGUGCGCAUGGUCGAGCCCUAUGUUGAGUCCAGCAGCUCUCAUGCAGGCCCACUAAUCGUGGUGCGCCCCCGAGACAGUGACGAAGAUAUCCGUGAAUUUAUGCCAUUGGCGCGACGAAGCGGCGAAGUGACCCGGAGAACGGAGUUACUGACGGAUGGCGACUAUGAAGAGGUGAUUGAGACGAAGAAAGAUCGUAAAGGCCCCAAUCCUCGGAUUCUCCGUGCGAUGAUGGCAACCCUGACCUAA
Messenger RNA from Aspergillus oryzae RIB40, 420 nucleotides. RefSeq lists its product as uncharacterized. The record is from RefSeq and is a predicted model, not a curated record. The coding region runs from base 1 to 420 and encodes 139 amino acids. Lineage: Eukaryota; Fungi; Ascomycota; Eurotiomycetes; Eurotiales; Aspergillaceae. The transcript has 2 exons.